Staurois parvus is the source of this 351-nucleotide messenger RNA. The record is from the annotation of a GenBank genome assembly. Lineage: Eukaryota; Metazoa; Chordata; Amphibia; Anura; Ranidae.
UGGGUCAUCAGGUACCAGAUCGUCUGGAUCGACAGCGGGCAUCGAGUCAACUGGCCUAAUGGAAUCAUCAGGCUGGAUCAGUUCAUCGGGCUGGACAUCAGGCUGAAUGGAGGCAUCAGGCUGAAUGGAGGCAUCAGUCUGGGUAGAGGCAUCAGGCUGGGUAGAGGCAUCAGGCUGAAUGGAGGCAUCAGGCUGGGUAGAGGCAUCAGGCUGGGUAGAGGCAUCAGGCUGAAUUGUGGGCGCCGAGGCACCAGGCUGCACCACGGAAGGCAGGUUCUCAGAUGGGAGGCUGACCGGUUUGGAUACUGGCAGGAUGGUAUUGGUUGGAAAGAACUUUCGCCUUUUCCUGGU